GUUGAUAUUUCGUACGUAAACUUGUUCAUAAAUUUCCAAAAGGGUGACUUAACUAAGUUGAAAAUUCUAAAUUUUGUAGAUUGUUUCUAUACAAAUUUCACAAAAUGGGGUUGAAGAAUUAGAGAGGCUGCUGUAUGUACACUGUACACUGUUAAUAAUGAAAAGACCAUUUGGUUUACUGACCUUUCCUCUUCAUAAGAAAUUGAACUUUCCUUUUUCUUAUGAAGCUCUGUAGACAAAGCUGGAAUAUUUGUGUACCUGAAUAAAUUAAACGGAAAAGGGCCAGAUAUACCCCUGUACUAUCGAAAAAGGGUCAAAUGUACCCCUCGUUAUACUUUGAGCCAAAUAUACUCAUAUCGUUAUACUUUGGGAACAUAUAUACUCAAGGCUUCUUCUAGCUUGAGUUUUCAUAGAAGAAACCUUGAACAAACUGCAAGCUAUUUAUCUGGUUAGAAGAUGGAGUUUAUGCAUAGAAGGAAAGUAGAUAUAUCCCUAUUGUUAGUUGCUGUCCUCCUUAUCCUUAACUUCACUCAUCUUGAAGGAUUAUCAGCCGGACCAGAAAGAAGAUUAGUUGAAUUAGAUUAUGCUUCAGAAGCCAAGCAAUCCGAUGAUACAGUGAGAAUAGAUCCUCUGGACAAUUUCAAGAAAUACAGAGGAGGAUUUGACAUUACAAAUAAACAUUAUUGGAGCUCCACCAUUUUUACAGGUAUAUAUGGCUAUGCCAUUGCAGUGCUAUGGCUCUUGUGUGGCUUAGGAUAUGGACUAUUUCCCUGCUAUAAAAGGAAACACAGGCAGUUUCAGAAGAGAUCAACUUGUUAUAAACACUGUUAUAUCUGGCUUACUCUCUCAGCUAUUUUCUUGACAAUUUUAGCUAUAACAGCUACAGGCCUGGUACUAGGAGGCAGUGCAAAACUUCGUUCAAGAGCAGAUACAGUAGUGGACAUUAUAAUUGAUACAGCAGAUGGAGCAUCAGAUACUAUACAUACUACUACUGGAGCCUUCAGAGAGAUGAGCAUUGACUUAGCAGUUACUGAUAUAGGUGAUGAGGCUGCUAAUUUCCUCAUUCCCACCUCUAAUAGUCUUGACAGACAGGCUGCUGAUAUACAUAGGGAAGCCAUGAAGAAUAAGCAUUUAAUUGAGAAAGGCCUCGAGACAUUGUAUGUAGUAACUAUACUGGUUAUUUCACUCAACUUGGUUGCUGUAAUUGCCCUAACAGUAUUUGGAAUCCUCAAAUUUCGGAGAUCUUUUCACCUGCUGAUUGCAGUGUGUUGGAUCUUUAUGAUUCUGUGCUGGUUACUUUUUGGGAUCUAUUUCUUCAUUGACAGCUUUGCUGGAGACACAUGCACUGCUCUAGAAAGUUUCCAGAUAAAUCCCUACAACAACAGCUUGAGUUCAAUCCUUCCCUGUGAUGAAUUACUCUCUGCAGAAUCAAUCCUAUAUGAAGUCAGUGAAGGGAUUCAUCGAGUAGUGAACACGGUAAAUCAAGAGCUAUCUACACAUUAUGCAAAUGUUGCACAGAUAUGCAAUCCAUUCUCUGGUCCACCAGAGUAUAACUACGAGCCUGAUCAGAACUGUCCAUCUAGCGCAAUCAGGAUAGGAGACCUCCCUCAGAUAAUCAAGAUAUUGGCUUGCACUGAUACAAACUGCAAAGGUGGAGUCUUGAUCUCUCGUAGAGACUUCAAUAACAUCGAGGCAUACACAACUGCUCUUAAAAAGAUACUGAAUGUAUACCCCGGAAUGGAAAGUCUAGCAGAAUGUAACACAUUGUAUGAUUCGUUCUCCGAUAUCCUUGAAAAACAUUGCGAACCAUUAAAGAAAAACGUGCGUAUGACAUGGGGAGGACUUGUUUUCCUAUCAGUAGUAACGGUCGCAUUAGUCCUCGUGUGGACAUUCGAUGCACACCAUGAACAGAAUCAUCAUCAUCGCGACUUUGAUAGUUCUGUCAAGCCUCAUUCUUCUGCAGCAGUAGAUAUGCUCGAAUUAGGCACAGUUAAAGAAGACAAGGCUGAUACUAAUCCUGGUUUAGUAAGGUAAAUAGCAGCUAAUUAGGUAUUAGCUUGGAGAAUUGUACAGAUUGAUAAGAUUGUAAGGACUAGAAUAGUAAAUAUAGGAGAUCAAAGGGAUCUCUAUAGCCAUAUAGGAGAUUCUAUAUUCUAAGUUAAAACAAGCCAGUUUUGGGGACAAACCCCUAUGGCAUGUAUGAAAUUCAAAGAAGUAAGAGAUUUAUCUAUUUAUCAAUUUUUUUCGAGAACUACGUGUUCAAGUAUUGUCAAUUGUAGUAAAGCACUAAAUAUUUCUUUUUC
Molecule: messenger RNA, 2303 nt
Organism: Lycium barbarum (goji berry)
Lineage: Eukaryota; Viridiplantae; Streptophyta; Magnoliopsida; Solanales; Solanaceae
Exons: 11
Coding region: 457-2034 (525 amino acids)
Cellular component (GO): membrane
Source: RefSeq, a predicted model, not a curated record